AUGAUUGAUGUUGACGUUGCAAUAUCCCUUCUCAAACAGUGUAAACAACUUUCAGAACGUGAUGUCUACCAAUUGUGUCUCCAAGCGCAGGAGUUAUUGGUAGCAGAGGCAAACGUCACCAUCGUUGAUACUCCAGUGACUAUAUGUGGUGAUAUCCACGGUCAAUUGCACGAUCUCUUGACCCUUUUUAAACACGCUGGUGAAUGCCCACAGACACGGUACUUGUUCUUGGGGGAUUUUGUCGACAGAGGGUUUUACUCGUUAGAGUCCUUCUUACUUCUUCUGUGUCUCAAAGUGAGAUAUCCUGACCGUGUCACUCUAAUAAGGGGUAACCACGAAUCGAGGCAGAUCACCACAGUAUAUGGGUUCUACGACGAAUGCCUCAGGAAAUAUGGAAGUGCAAACGUAUGGAGAUACUGCUGUGAGGUGUUUGAUUACUUGGCUUUGGGCGCCUUGGUUGGUGGCCCUGAUGGAGUUUUUUGCGUCCAUGGUGGAUUAUCACCAGACAUUGAUCAAAUAAACCAGAUCAAACUGAUAGACAGAAAGCAGGAAGUGCCCCAUGAAGGUGCGAUGUGUGACUUACUGUGGUCAGACCCUGAUACCGUUACUGGCUGGGGUAUAAGUCCUAGAGGAGCUGGUUUCCUGUUUGGUCGUCACGAAGUGGAAAAGUUCUUGCACACCAAUAACGUUAGUCUAAUCGCAAGAGCUCAUCAAUUGGUAAUGGAAGGUUAUAAGGAGAUGUUCGAUGGUGGACUGGUAACUGUUUGGAGUGCACCAAACUACUGUUAUAGAUGUGGCAACGUGGCAGCUGUUUUGGAAAUUAACGAUACAUUAGAGAGGAAGUAUACAAUCUUUGAAGCUGUGUUACAAGAUGCACAUGCGGUGCCUUCCAAGAAACCAGCAACUGAUUACUUUUUAUGA
This is a messenger RNA of Williopsis jadinii, 921 nucleotides long. It is a transcript of the gene PPH3, whose product is annotated as phosphoprotein phosphatase PP4 catalytic subunit PPH3. Lineage: Eukaryota; Fungi; Ascomycota; Saccharomycetes; Phaffomycetales; Wickerhamomycetaceae. Bases 1 to 921 code for a protein of 306 amino acids. The transcript has a single exon. Gene Ontology annotation, molecular function: protein serine/threonine phosphatase activity. Gene Ontology annotation, biological process: double-strand break repair via homologous recombination; peptidyl-serine dephosphorylation. Gene Ontology annotation, cellular component: nucleus; cytoplasm. The record is from RefSeq and is a predicted model, not a curated record.